UUGUUGUUGCUCACUUCAGUACUCAGAUAUAUACUGAAAUGGGACGGAAAGAGGAAGAGAUGCUCGUUUUUCUUCCCAAACCCCGAAGGAGACUGAGAUUGACGUCAUGGGGACUCGCAAUGGAUGUCGUCCUUCUUACGCUGACCUUUUCCUUGUUUGCUCUUGGAACAUUCUCCAUCAUAAACCCGACACAGUUUCAAAACUUCCUGAGCUAUUUCCACUGUGGAUCGAAGUCGUCGAGUCAGAACACCACUGUUCCUAACCUGCAUGUGGGUGCCCCUCAGUGUGACGUCACAUUCGACUCGGAUCGCUUCGACUGUUGGCCGGAGGGAAAAGGCGCUGUCCAGCAGACAUGUGAAGCUCGAGGGUGUUGCUGGGAUACGAAUGUUGGUCAAGGAGUACCAACAUGCUUUUAUCCUCGGAUUUUCAACAACUCCUACCGAGUCGCAUCCUUUCAGGAGUUCACCCACGGAAUGGAAGCUGUGCUCCAAAGGUCCACACAGUCCCCCUACCCGGGCGAUGUGAUGGAGCUGAAACUGGAGGUCACGUAUGAGACCAAUGAACGACUCCGCUUCAAAAUAUUUGACCCCAACAAUAAAAGGUAUGAAGUUCCUAUCGAUCUCCAAAAAGGGAAAGAGAUGGCCAGCAACCCGGACUAUCAGGUCAGUUUAUCAGUUGAACAGUUUGCAAUCACUAUUAGAAGGACCUCGACAGGGGAUAUCAUGUUCGACUCUUCAGGAGUAUCUCCUCUAAUAUUUGCUGAUCAGUAUAUCCAAAUCGGAACCCAGCUGGCUACUAGCAAUGUCUACGGGUUAGGUGAACAUCGGUCAAGUCUCAAACUGGACACAGAUUGGACAAAGAUCACCUUUUGGGCUCGGGAUCAACCGCCGAUCCUGGACGAGAACCUCUAUGGUUCCCAUCCAUUCUUCAUGAACCUGGAUGGAAAGAAUAAUGCUCAUGGUGUCUUCCUAUUAAACAGCAACGCCAUGGAGGUCGACCUUCAACCCUCUUACGGAUCCUCUGCUCUCACCUAUAGAAGUAUAGGAGGCAUCCUUGAUUUCUAUGUCUUCCUUGGACCGACUCCUGAUGCCGUUGUUCAGCAGUACGUCAGCCUUAUCGGAAAACCCUUCUUUCCUCCAUUUUGGUCUUUCGGGUUCCAUUUGUGUAAGUGGGGCUACUUGUCUUCAACUGAAGUGAAAAAGGUCAUUGACAGGAACCGAGCAGCAAAUAUUCCUUAUGAUGUGCAAUGGAAUGAUAUAGACUACAUGGCUUCUCAUCUCGAUUGGACAUAUGACAAUAAAUCUUAUGCAGGAUUGCCAACCAUAGUCGAGGACUUGCAUCAGCAUGACCAAAAGUAUGUCAUUAUAGUAGACCCUGGUAUUAGCAGUGUUCAGACACCUGGCACUUACCCUCCCUAUGAUGAAGGCGUGAAGGAUGACAUCUUCAUUAAAGCACACAAUGGAAGCAUUUUGCAGGGUAAAGUAUGGCCUGGACAAACCGUGUUCCCUGAUUUCUUAAACCCAAAUACAACAGACUGGUGGUACAGACAGGCCAAGCUAUAUUACGAUGUUGUGCCAUUUGAUGGUCUUUGGACAGACAUGAAUGAACCAUCCAACUUUGCGGACGGGUCAAUAUCAGGAUGUACGAAUAACUCCCUGGACCAUCCUCCUUUCAUUCCACCGGUUAUAGACGGAUCUUCACUGUUUUCCAGAACACUCUGUCCUUCGGCACAACAGUAUGUCUCAUCACAUUACAAUGUGCACAGCCUGUACGGAUUCAGUGAAGCAAGAGCAUCGAUGGGUGUCCUACAUCAGUUGAAGUCUGAGAGGAACAUAGUGAUAUCUCGCUCCACCUUUCCAAGCUCUGGACGAUAUGGAGGACACUGGCUUGGCGAUAACACAUCAGGGUGGCCGGACUUAUAUUAUUCCAUUCCUGGUAUUAUCAACUUUCAGAUGUUCGGUAUUCCGUUUGUUGGAGCUGAUAUUUGUGGUUUCGGUGGAGGUACAACACCAGAGCUGUGCACCCGAUGGAUGCAGGUAGGAGCGUUUUACCCCUUCAUGAGGAACCACGAUGCAUUAGGACAGAAUGACCAAGAUCCAGGAUCGUUUGAUCCAGUGACACAGGGUUACAUGAGGUCAGUUCUUCAGACAAGGUACCACCUUCUGCCCUAUCUUUACAGUCUGUUCUUCAGGAACCACAUUCAGGGGACGCCUGUUGUCAGGCCUUUGUUUUUCCAGUACCCAGGAGAAGCUUCAGAAGUCGACAAACAGUUCCUGUGGGGGACCUCCCUCCUCAUAUCCCCCGUCCUGGAAGAAGGGGCUACGUCUGUGUCAGCUUAUUUCCCAUCUGAUGUUUGGUACGACUUCUACAAUGGUUCUCGACUCUCUACCGUUGGUGAAAGUGUUCGUCUCGAUGCCCCCUUGUCAAAGAUCAACCUGCACGUUCGAGGAGGGUCAGUCCUACCUACCAAACCAGCUUCCCUGACGACUGCAGCUCUCCGGAAUCAGAGCUUCUCACUUUUAGUUGCAUUAGCUGAUGACGGUUCUGCCGAAGGGGAAGUGUACUGGGACGAUGGCAAAUCUUUAGAUUCUGUUGAGAAGGAGAAAUACAGUCGGGUGUCUUUCUCUAUGGCAGGGAAGAUUCUCGAGAGUAUAGUUUUUGUUGACAACUAUGACGUGGGUUCGGAAAUGCAACUGGAUGGAAUCACAAUCUUUGGAGUCGGCAAAAUGCCACAACAAGUCAUGGUGAACAAUGUUGCUGUUAUUCCACACUAUGAUGGCAAAAAUCAUGUCUUGAAAUUAAGUGGCUUGUCGGUAAACCUUCUUCAGCCCCUAAAGGUGACGUGGUGACAAGGAAAUAGUUAUUCUUGAAGAAUGAUUAUACUGAAGCAAGCUAUAACCCUUUUGUUUCAAAAGAUUUCAUCCAUUAGUUUAAAUGUCUCUGUGUGAUGCCACUUCUAGCCUGAAAUGUCUAAAUCUGAUCAAUUUGGUAAUUUCAAUAACAUAUUUGUUCCUAUGAUAUUGUUUUCAAUCUUACGAUUAUAUGCCUGUAAUAAACGCCGAAAAGUACA
Messenger RNA from Haliotis rubra (blacklip abalone), 3070 nucleotides. RefSeq names its product lysosomal alpha-glucosidase-like. Gene Ontology annotation, molecular function: carbohydrate binding; alpha-1,4-glucosidase activity. The record is from RefSeq and is a predicted model, not a curated record. The transcript is spliced from 2 exons. NCBI's taxonomy places the organism in Eukaryota, Metazoa, Mollusca, Gastropoda, Lepetellida, Haliotidae. Gene Ontology annotation, biological process: carbohydrate metabolic process. Bases 39 to 2849 code for a protein of 936 amino acids.